AUGGCAGACGAUGCCAAACCACGUAUCCCCACUGUGUAUCGCAAUUUGACUCCUAGAGUCACCUCAACAGUAUUACGAAGGGCUAAACAGUUGUGGAGGAACCGGUUUGCUAAAAGAACACUCCGAGACUGGCUUGCACCACCAAAUGAACAACGUCAGGAAAAAAUGGCGCCAAAAAUGAAUGUAGUUUUUCUGAUGGUUGUCAUUGUUGGAGCUGUGUUAGCUGUCUUAUUAACCGUUCUUCUCACAUCGAAAUCGUCGAACAACAGCGAAUCAGAUAUCAGAGUAGUGUACUAUUCGAUGUAUCUCGGAGAUCCCCAGCAAACGCCAGUUCCCAGAUUUCUACGCCUAUUACCAACUAAUGAUGAUGGUGAUUGCAGUAUUGACUUGAAUAUCAACAACACUCGAGAAUCUAUCCUGCUGAUGAAAGAUGAGAAGCAAAGAUACAGCUUCAUUCUUUAUACAAAUCAUGCACAAACAAGUCCUCCUUUGAAAGCUCUGGACGCAGUGAGCGAAUUGGACAAGAUCCGAUCAAAGGAAAAUGGAAUAGCCAAUCAAACCGCAGCGAUAGAACAGUUUGCGAAACAUAGCAAACGGCCGAACGAUCUUAUGGUGCACUAUAUCCCAUGCAAGUUCAACUACAGCAAGGUGGACAACGACACGAAAACCUUCAUUGCUGCAAUGAACAAAAACGGAAUGGAAUCGAAGAUCUUUGUAGUUUCGAACACGGAAACAGAAGACGUUUUGACCAAGAAAUUCAACAAAAGCCACGAGUACGUCGUUGGGAAAAAUGAGAAAGUAAAUGUAGCUGAAAGGAUAGCGGAGUUCGGAACAAGUACUACAUCCACGGAAAAGCCAAUUACGACAAAAACAAUCGAACCAACAACAACUUCAAAAGAAGUGACCACAACCACAGCAGAACCAACAACAACGUCCACUCUUGCGCCGACGACUACCACGGCAGAACCUACAACAACGUCCACUAUAGAGCCGACGACAACCACGGCAGAGCCUACAACAACCUCGACCGUGGAACCGACGACUACCACGGCAGAGCCUACAACAACGUCCACUAUAGAGCCGACGACAACCACGGCAGAGCCUACAACAACGUCCACUAUAGAGCCGACGACAACCACGGCAGAGCCUACAACAACGUCCACACUUGAGCCGACGACUACCACGGCAGAACCUACAACAACGUCCACUAUAGAGCCGACGACAACCACGGCAGAGCCUACAACAACGUCCACUAUAGAGCCGACGACAACCACGGCAGAGCCUACAACAACGUCCACACUUGAGCCGACGACUACCACGGCAGAGCCUACAACAACGUCCACUAUAGAGCCGACGACAACCACGGCAGAGCCUACAACAACCUCGACCGUGGAACCGACGACAACCACGGCAGAGCCUACAACAACGUCCACUAUAGAGCCGACGACAACCACGGCAGAGCCUACAACAACGUCCACUAUAGAGCCGACGACAACCACGGCAGAGCCUACAACAACGUCCACACUUGAGCCGACGACUACCACGGCAGAACCUACAACAACGUCCACUAUAGAGCCGACGACGACCACGACAGAGCCUACAACAACGUCCACUCUUGAGCCGACGACAACCACGGCAGAGCCUACAACAACGUCCACUAUAGAGCCGACGACUACCACGGCAGAGCCUACAACAACGUCCACUCUUGAGCCGACGACGACCACGGCAGAGCCUACAACAACCUCGACCGUGGAACCGACGACUACCACGGCAGAACCUACAACAACGUCCACUCUUGAGCCGACGACAACCACGGCAGAGCCUACAACAACCUCGACCGUGGAACCGACGACAACCACGGCAGAGCCUACAACAACGUCCACUCUUGAGCCGACGACAACCACGGCAGAGCCUACAACAACCUCGACCGUGGAACCGACGACUACCACGGCAGAACCUACAACAACGUCCACUAUAGAGCCGACGACGACCACGGCAGAGCCUACAACAACGUCCACUCUUGAGCCGACGACAACCACGGCAGAGCCUACAACAACGUCCACUAUAGAGCCGACGACUACCACGGCAGAACCUACAACAACGUCCACUAUAGAGCCGACGACAACCACGGCAGAGCCUACAACAACGUCCACUAUAGAGCCGACGACUACCACGGCAGAACCUACAACAACGUCCACUCUUGAGCCGACGACAACCACGGCAGAACCUACAACAACGUCCACUAUAGAGCCGACGACUACCACGGCAGAACCUACAACAACCUCGACCGUGCAACCGACGACUACCACGGCAGAACCUACAACAACGUCCACUAUUGAGCCGACGACAACCACGGCAGAACCUACAACAACGUCCACUCUUGAGCCGACGACAACCACGGCAGAACCUACAACAACGUCCACUAUAGAGCCGACGACAACCACGGCAGAACCUACAACAACCUCGACCGUGCAACCGACGACUACCACGGCAGAACCUACAACAACAGCCGACGACUACCACGGCAGAACCUACAACAACGUCCACUCUGGAGCCGACGACUACCACGGCAGAACCUACAACAACAACGACUACCACGGCAGAACCUACAACAACCUCCACCUUGAGCCGACGACUACCACGGCAGAACCUACAACAACGUCCACUCUUGAGCCGACGACAACCACGGCAGAGCCUACAACAACCUCGACCGUGCAACCGACGACAACCACGGCAGAGCCUACAACAACGUCCACUCUUGAGCCGACGACAACCACGGCAGAGCCUACAACAACCUCGACCGUGCAACCGACGACUACCACGGCUGAACCUACAACAACGUCCUCUCUUGAGCCGACGACAACCACGGCAGAACCUACAACAACGUCCUCUCUUGAGCCGACGACAACCACGGCAGAACCUACAACAACGUCCACUAUUGAGCCGACGACUACCACGGCAGAACCUACAACAACCUCGACCGUGCAACCGACGACUACCACGGCAGAACCUACAACAACGUCCACUCUUGAGCCGACGACAACCACGGCAGAGCCUACAACAACCUCGACCGUGCAACCGACGACUACCACGGCAGAGCCUACAACAACGUCCACUCUUGAGCCGACGACAACCACGGCAGAGCCUACAACAACCUCGACCGUGCAACCGACGACUACCACGGCAGAACCUACAACAACGUCCACUCUUGAGCCGACGACAACCACGGCAGAACCUACAACAACGUCCACUCUUGAGCCGACGACUACCACGGCAGAACCUACAACAACGUCCACUCUUGAGCCGACGACUACCACGGCAGAACCUACAACAACGUCCACUCUUGAGCCGACGACUACCACGGCAGAACCUACAACAACGUCCACUCUUGAGCCGACGACAACCACGGCAGAACCUACAACAACGUCCACUAUAGAGCCGACGACUACCACGGCAGAGCCUACAACAACCUCGACCGUGGAACCGACGACUACCACGGCAGAACCUACAACAACGUCCACUCUUGAGCCGACGACAACCACGGCAGAGCCUACAACAACCUCGACCGUGGAACCGACGACUACCACGGCAGAACCUACAACAACGUCCACUCUUGAGCCGACGACAACCACGGCAGAGCCUACAACAACGUCCACUCUUGAGCCGACGACAACCACGGCAGAACCUACAACAACGUCCACUCUUGAGCCGACGACUACCACGGCAGAACCUACAACAACGUCCACUCUUGAGCCGACGACAACCACGGCAGAGCCUACAACAACGUCCACUCUUGAGCCGACGACAACCACGGCAGAGCCUACAACAACGUCCACUCUUGAGCCGACGACAACCACGGCAGAGCCUACAACAACAACCUACAACAACGUCCACUAUGAGCCGACGACAACCACGGCAGAACCUACAACAACGUCCACUCUUGAGCCGACGACUACCACGGCAGAGCCUACAACAACGUCCACUCUUGAGCCGACGACAACCACGGCAGAGCCUACAACAACGUCCACUAUAGAGCCGACGACUACCACGGCAGAACCUACAACAACGUCCACUCUUGAGCCGACGACAACCACGGCAGAGCCUACAACAACGUCCACUAUAGAGCCGACGACUACCACGGCAGAACCUACAACAACGUCCACUCUUGAGCCGACGACAACCACGGCAGAACAUACAACAACGUCCACUCUUGAGCCGACGACAACCACGGCAGAGCCUACAACAACGUCCACUACCACGGCAGAACCUACAACAACGUCCACUCUUGAGCCGACGACAACCACGGCAGAACAUACAACAACGUCCACUCUUGAGCCGACGACAACCACGGCAGAGCCUACAACAACGUCCACUAUAGAGCCGACGACAACCACGGCAGAGCCUACAACAACCUCGACCGUGCAACCGACGACUACCACGGCAGAACCUACAACAACGUCCACUCUUGAGCCGACGACGACCACGGCAGAGCCUACAACAACCUCGACCGUGGAACCGACGACUACCACGGCAGAACCUACAACAACGUCCACUCUUGAGCCGACGACAACCACGGCAGAGCCUACAACAACGUCCACUGUAGAGCCGACGACUACCACGGCAGAGCCUACAACAACGUCCACUCUUGAGCCGACGACAACCACGGCAGAGCCUACAACAACCUCGACCGUGGAACCGACGACUACCACGGCAGAGCCUACAACAACCUCGACCGUGCAACCGACGACAACCACGGCAGAGCCUACAACAACCUCGACCGUGCAACCGACGACUACCACGGCAGAACCUACAACAACGUCCACUCUUGAGCCGACGACAACCACGGCAGAGCCUACAACAACCUCGACCGUGCAACCGACGACUACCACGGCAGAACCUACAACAACGUCCACUCUUGAGCCGACGACAACCACGGCAGAACCUACAACAACGUCCACUCUUGAGCCGACGACAACCACGGCAGAGCCUACAACAACCUCGACCGUGCAACCGACGACUACCACGGCAGAACCUACAACAACGUCCACUCUUGAGCCGACGACAACCACGGCAGAGCCUACAACAACGUCCACUCUUGAGCCGACGACUACCACGGCAGAACCUACAACAACGUCCACUCUUGAGCCGACGACAACCACGGCAGAACCUACAACAACGUCGACUCUUGAGCCGACGACUACCACGGCAGAACCUACAACAACGUCCACUCUUGAGCCGACGACAACCACGGCAGAGCCUACAACAACCUCGACCGUGCAACCGACGACAACCACGGCAGAGCCUACAACAACGUCCACUCUUGAGCCGACGACAACCACGGCAGAGCCUACAACAACCUCGACCGUGCAACCGACGACUACCACGGCAGAGCCUACAACAACGUCCACUCUUGAGCCGACGACAACCACGGCAGAGCCUACAACAACCUCGACCGUGCAACCGACGACUACCACGGCAGAACCUACAACAACGUCCACUCUGGAGCCGACGACAACCACGGCAGAGCCUACAACAACGUCCACUCUUGAGCCGACGACAACCACGGCAGAGCCUACAACAACGUCCACUCUUGAGCCGACGACUACCACGGCAGAACCUACAACAACGUCCACUCUUGAGCCGACGACAACCACGGCAGAACCUACAACAACGUCCACUCUUGAGCCGACGACAACCACGGCAGAGCCUACAACAACCUCGACCGUGCAACCGACGACUACCACGGCAGAACCUACAACAACGUCCACUCUUGAGCCGACGACAACCACGGCAGAGCCUACAACAACCUCGACCGUGGAACCGACGACUACCACGGCAGAACCUACAACAACGUCCACUCUUGAGCCGACGACAACCACGGCAGAACCUACAACAACGUCCACUCUUGAGCCGACGACUACCACGGCAGAACCUACAACAACGUCCACUAUAGAGCCGACGACUACCACGGCAGAACCUACAACAACCUCGACCGUGCAACCGACGACUACCACGGCAGAACCUACAACAACGUCCACUCUUGAGCCGACGACAACCACGGCAGAGCCUACAACAACGUCGACCGUGGAACCGACGACUACCACGGCAGAACCUACAACAACGUCCACUCUUGAGCCGACGACAACCACGGCAGAACAUACAACAACGUCCACUAUUGAGCCGACGACUACCACGGCAGAACCUACAACAACGUCCACUCUUGAGCCGACGACAACCACGGCAGAACCUACAACAACGUCCACUCUUGAGCCGACGACUACCACGGCAGAGCCUACAACAACAACCUACAACAACCCGACGACAACCACGGCAGAGCCUACAACAACGUCCACUAUUGAGCCGACGACAACCACGGCAGAGCCUACAACAACCUCGACCGUGCAACCGACGACUACCACGGCAGAACCUACAACAACGUCCACUCUUGAGCCGACGACAACCACGGCAGAGCCUACAACAACCUCGACCGUGGAACCGACGACUACCACGGCAGAACCUACAACAACGUCCACUCUUGAGCCGACGACAACCACGGCAGAGCCUACAACAACGUCCACUAUAGAGCCGACGACUACCACGGCAGAACCUACAACAACGUCCACUCUUGAGCCGACGACGACCACGGCAGAACCUACAACAACGUCCACAUUUGAGCCGACGACUACCACGGCACAGCCUACAACAACGUCCAAAUUUGAGCCGACGACUACCACGGCAGAGCCUACAACAACGUCCACUCUUGAGCCGACGACAACCACGGCAGAGCCUACAACAACGUCCACUCUUGAGCCGACGACAACCACGGCAGAGCCUACAACAACGUCCACUCUUGAGCCGACGACAACCACGGCAGAACAUACAACAACGUCCACUCUUGAGCCGACGACAACCACGGCAGAACCUACAACAACGUCCACUAUAGAGCCGACGACUACCACGGCAGAACCUACAACAACGUCCACUCUUGAGCCGACGACAACCACGGCAGAGCCUACAACAACCUCGACCGUGCAACCGACGACAACCACGGCAGAGCCUACAACAACGUCCACUCUUGAGCCGACGACAACCACGGCAGAGCCUACAACAACCUCGACCGUGCAACCGACGACUACCACGGCAGAACCUACAACAACGUCCACUCUUGAGCCGACGACAACCACGGCAGAGCCUACAACAACCUCGACCGUGGAACCGACGACUACCACGGCAGAACCUACAACAACCUCGACCGUGCAACCGACGACAACCACGGCAGAGCCUACAACAACCUCCACUAUUGAGCCGACGACUACCACGGCAGAACCUACAACAACGUCCACUCUUGAGCCGACGACAACCACGGCAGAACCUACAACAACGUCCACUCUUGAGCCGACGACUACCACGGCAGAACAUACAACAACGUCCACUAUUGAGCCGACGACUACCACGGCAGAACCUACAACAACGUCCACUCUUGAGCCGACGACAACCACGGCAGAGCCUACAACAACCUCGACCGUGCAACCGACGACUACCACGGCAGAGCCUACAACAACGUCCACUCUUGAGCCGACGACAACCACGGCAGAGCCUACAACAACCUCGACCGUGCAACCGACGACUACCACGGCAGAACCUACAACAACGUCCACUCUUGAGCCGACGACAACCACGGCAGAGCCUACAACAACCUCGACCGUGGAACCGACGACUACCACGGCAGAACCUACAACAACGUCCACUCUUGAGCCGACGACAACCACGGCAGAACCUACAACAACGUCCACUCUUGAGCCGACGACAACCACGGCAGAACCUACAACAACGUCCACUCUUGAGCCGACGACAACCACGGCAGAGCCUACAACAACGUCCACUCUUGAGCCGACGACAACCACGGCAGAGCCUACAACAACGUCCACUCUUGAGCCGACGACAACCACGGCAGAGCCUACAACAACGUCCACUCUUGAGCCGACGACAACCACGGCAGAACAUACAACAACGUCCACUCUUGAGCCGACGACAACCACGGCAGAGCCUACAACAACGUCCACUCUUGAGCCGACGACAACCACGGCAGAGCCUACAACAACCUCGACCGUGCAACCGACGACUACCACGGCAGAACCUACAACAACCCGACGACUACCACGGCAGAACCUACAACAACGUCCACUCUUGAGCCGACGACAACCACGGCAGAACCUACAACAACGUCCACUCUUGAGCCGACGACAACCACGGCAGAGCCUACAACAACGUCCACUCUUGAAGCCGACGACAACCACGGCAGAACAUACAACAACGUCCACUAUUGAGCCGACGACAACCACGGCAGAACCUACAACAACGUCCACUCUUGAGCCGACGACAACCACGGCAGAGCCUACAACAACCUCGACCGUGCAACCGACGACUACCACGGCAGAACAUACAACAACGUCCACUCUUGAGCCGACGACAACCACGGCAGAGCCUACAACAACGUCCACUCUUGAGCCGACGACAACCACGGCAGAACAUACAACAACGUCCACUCUUGAGCCGACGACAACCACGGCAGAACCUACAACAACGUCCACUCUUGAGCCGACGACACACACGGCAGAGCCUACAACAACCUCGACCGUGCAACCGACGACUACCACGGCAGAACCUACAACAACGUCCACUCUUGAGCCGACGACAACCACGGCAGAGCCUACAACAACCUCGACCGUGGAACCGACGACUACCACGGCAGAACCUACAACAACGUCCACUCUUGAGCCGACGACAACCACGGCAGAACCUACAACAACGUCCACUAUAGAGCCGACGACUACCACGGCAGAACCUACAACAACCUCGACCGUGCAACCGACGACAACCACGGCAGAGCCUACAACAACGUCCACUCUUGAGCCGACGACAACCACGGCAGAGCCUACAACAACCUCGACCGUGCAACCGACGACUACCACGGCAGAACCUACAACAACGUCCACUCUUGAGCCGACGACAACCACGGCAGAGCCUACAACAACGUCCACUCUUGAGCCGACGACUACCACGGCAGAACCUACAACAACGUCCACUCUUGAGCCGACGACAACCACGGCAGAACCUACAACAACGUCCACUCUUGAGCCGACGACAACCACGGCAGAACCUACAACAACGUCGACUCUUGAGCCGACGACAACCACGGCAGAGCCUACAACAACGUCGACUCUUGAGCCGACGACAACCACGGCAGAGCCUACAACAACGUCCACUCUUGAGCCGACGACAACCACGGCAGAGCCUACAACAACCUCGACCGUGCAACCGACGACUACCACGGCAGAGCCUACAACAACGUCCACUCUUGAGCCGACGACAACCACGGCAGAACAUACAACAACGUCCACUCUUGAGCCGACGACAACCACGGCAGAACCUACAACAACGUCCACUCUUGAGCCGACGACAACCACGGCAGAACCUACAACAACGUCCACUCCCGACGACAACCACGGCAGAGCCUACAACAACGUCGACCGUGAGCCGACGACUACCACGGCAGAACCUACAACAACGUCCACUCUUGAGCCGACGACAACCACGGCAGAACCUACAACAACGUCCACUAUAGAGCCGACGACUACCACGGCAGAACCUACAACAACGUCCACUCUUGAGCCGACGACAACCACGGCAGAACCUACAACAACGUCCACUCUUGAGCCGACGACAACCACGGCAGAACCUACAACAACGUCCACUAUAGAGCCGACGACUACCACGGCAGAACCUACAACAACCUCGACCGUGCAACCGACGACUACCACGGCAGAGCCUACAACAACGUCCACUCUUGAGCCGACGACAACCACGGCAGAGCCUACAACAACCUCGACCGUGCAACCGACGACUACCACGGCAGAACCUACAACAACGUCCACUCUUGAGCCGACGACAACCACGGCAGAACCUACAACAACCUCGACCGUGCAACCGACGACAACCACGGCAGAACCUACAACAACGUCCACUCUUGAGCCGACGACAACCACGGCAGAGCCUACAACAACCUCGACCGUGCAACCGACGACUACCACGGCAGAACCUACAACAACGUCCACUCUUGAGCCGACGACAACCACGGCAGAGCCUACAACAACCUCGACCGUGCAACCGACGACAACCACGGCAGAACCUACAACAACGUCCACUCUUGAGCCGACGACAACCACGGCAGAACCUACAACAACGUCAACUCUUGCAGCCGACGACAACCACGGCAGAACCUACAACAACCCGACGACAACCACGGCAGAGCCUACAACAACGUCCACUCUUGAGCCGACGACAACCACGGCAGAACAUACAACAACGUCCACUCUUGAGCCGACGACAACCACGGCAGAACCUACAACAACGUCGACUCUUGAGCCGACGACAACCACGGCAGAGCCUACAACAACGUCCACUCUUGAGCCGACGACAACCACGGCAGAACCUACAACAACCUCGACCGUGCAACCGACGACUACCACGGCAGAACCUACAACAACGUCCACUCUUGAGCCGACGACAACCACGGCAGAGCCUACAACAACCUCGACCGUGCAACCGACGACUACCACGGCAGAACCUACAACAACGUCCACUCUUGAGCCGACGACAACCACGGCAGAACCUACAACAACGUCCACUAUAGAGCCGACGACUACCACGGCAGAACCUACAACAACGUCCACUCUUGAGCCGACGACAACCACGGCAGAACCUACAACAACGUCCACUCUUGAGCCGACGACAACCACGGCAGAGCCUACAACAACCUCGACCGUGCAACCGACGACAACCACGGCAGAGCCUACAACAACGUCCACUCUUGAGCCGACGACAACCACGGCAGAGCCUACAACAACCUCGACCGUGCAACCGACGACUACCACGGCAGAACCUACAACAACGUCCACUCUUGAGCCGACGACAACCACGGCAGAGCCUACAACAACGUCCACUCUUGAGCCGACGACAACCACGGCAGAACAUACAACAACCCGACGACAACCACGGCAGAACAUACAACAACGUCGACUCGUGCAGCCGACGACUACCACGGCAGAACCUACAACAACGUCCACUCUUGAGCCGACGACAACCACGGCAGAGCCUACAACAACCUCGACCGUGCAACCGACGACUACCACGGCAGAACCUACAACAACGUCCUCUCUUGAGCCGACGACAACCACGGCAGAACCUACAACAACGUCCACUAUAGAGCCGACGACUACCACGGCAGAACCUACAACAACGUCCACCGUGCAACCGACGACAACCACGGCAGAGCCUACAACAACGUCCACUCUUGAGCCGACGACAACCACGGCAGAGCCUACAACAACCUCGACCGUGCAACCGACGACUACCACGGCAGAACCUACAACAACGUCCACUCUUGAGCCGACGACAACCACGGCAGAGCCUACAACAACGUCCACUCUUGAGCCGACGACUACCACGGCAGAACCUACAACAACGUCCACUCUUGAGCCGACGACAACCACGGCAGAACCUACAACAACGUCCACUCUUGAGCCGACGACAACCACGGCAGAACCUACAACAACGUCCACUCUUGAGCCGACGACAACCACGGCAGAACCUACAACAACGUCCACUCUUGACCGACGACAACCACGGCAGAGCCUACAACAACAACCUACAACAACGUCCACUCUUGAGCCGACGACAACCACGGCAGAGCCUACAACAACCUCGACCGUGCAACCGACGACAACCACGGCAGAACCUACAACAACGUCCACUCUUGAGCCGACGACAACCACGGCAGAACCUACAACAACGUCCACUCUUGAGCCGACGACAACCACGGCAGAACCUACAACAACGUCCACUCUUGAGCCGACGACAACCACGGCAGAACAUACAACAACGUCCACUCUUGAGCCGACGACAACCACGGCAGAACCUACAACAACGUCCACUAUUGAGCCGACGACUACCACGGCAGAACCUACAACAACGUCCACUCUUGAGCCGACGACAACCACGGCAGAGCCUACAACAACCUCGACCGUGCAACCGACGACUACCACGGCAGAACCUACAACAACGUCCACUCUUGAGCCGACGACAACCACGGCAGAACCUACAACAACGUCCACUCUUGAGCCGACGACUACCACGGCAGAACCUACAACAACGUCCACUCUUGAGCCGACGACAACCACGGCAGAACAUACAACAACGUCCACUCUUGAGCCGACGACAACCACGGCAGAGCCUACAACAACCUCGACCGUGCAACCGACGACUACCACGGCAGAACCUACAACAACGUCCACUCUUGAGCCGACGACAACCACGGCAGAGCCUACAACAACGUCCACUCUUGAGCCGACGACUACCACGGCAGAACCUACAACAACGUCCACUCUUGAGCCGACGACAACCACGGCAGAGCCUACAACAACGUCCACUCUUGAGCCGACGACAACCACGGCAGAACCUACAACAACGUCGACUCUUGAGCCGACGACAACCACGGCAGAACCUACAACAACGUCCACUCUUGAGCCGACGACAACCACGGCAGAGCCUACAACAACCUCGACCGUGCAACCGACGACUACCACGGCAGAACCUACAACAACGUCCACUCUUGAGCCGACGACAACCACGGCAGAGCCUACAACAACGUCAUCUAUAGAGCCGACGACUACCACAGCAGAACCUACAACAACGUCCACUCUUGAGCCGACGACGACCACGGCAGAGCCUACAACAACGUCCACUCUUGAGCCGACGACUACCACGGCAGAACCUACAACAACGUCCACUCUUGAGCCGACGACAACCACGGCAGAACCUACAACAACGUCCACUCUUGAGCCGACGACAACCACGGCAGAGCCUACAACAACCUCGACCGUGCAACCGACGACUACCACGGCAGAACAUACAACAACGUCCACUCUUGAGCCGACGACAACCACGGCAGAGCCUACAACAACGUCCACUCUUGAGCCGACGACAACCACGGCAGAACAUACAACAACGUCCACUCUUGAGCCGACGACAACCACGGCAGAGCCUACAACAACCUCGACCGUGCAACCGACGACUACCACGGCAGAACCUACAACAACGUCCACUCUUGAGCCGACGACAACCACGGCAGAGCCUACAACAACCUCGACCGUGCAACCGACAACCACGGCAGAACAUACAACAACGUCCACUCUUGAGCCGACGACAACCACGGCAGAGCCUACAACAACGUCCACUCUUGAGCCGACGACAACCACGGCAGAACAUACAACAACGUCCACUCUUGAGCCGACGACAACCACGGCAGAACCUACAACAACGUCCACUCUUGAGCCGACGACAACCACGGCAGAACCUACAACAACGUCCACUCUUGAGCCGACGACAACCACGGCAGAGCCUACAACAACGUCGACCGUGCAACCGACGACUACCACGGCAGAACCUACAACAACGUCCACUCUUGAGCCGACGACAACCACGGCAGAGCCUACAACAACGUCCACUAUAGAGCCGACGACUACCACGGCAGAACCUACAACAACGUCCACUCUUGAGCCGACGACAACCACGGCAGAACCUACAACAACGUCCACUCUUGAGCCGACGACAACCACGGCAGAACCUACAACAACGUCCACUCUUGAGCCGACGACAACCACGGCAGAACCUACAACAACGUCCACUCUUGAGCCGACGACAACCACGGCAGAGCCUACAACAACCUCGACCGUGCAACCGACGACUACCACGGCUGAACCUACAACAACGUCCUCUCUUGAGCCGACGACAACCACGGCAGAACCUACAACAACGUCCUCUCUUGAGCCGACGACAACCACGGCAGAACCUACAACAACGUCCACUCUUGAGCCGACGACAACCACGGCAGAACCUACAACAACGUCCACUCUUGAGCCGACGACAACCACGGCAGAACCUACAACAACGUCCACUCUUGAGCCGACGACUACCACGGCAGAACCUACAACAACGUCCACUCUUGAGCCGACGACAACCACGGCAGAACCUACAACAACGUCCACUCUUGAGCCGACGACAACCACGGCAGAGCCUACAACAACCUCGACCGUGCAACCGACGACUACCACGGCAGAACCUACAACAACGUCCUCUCUUGAGCCGACGACAACCACGGCAGAACCUACAACAACGUCCUCUCUUGAGCCGACGACAACCACGGCAGAACCUACAACAACGUCCACUCUUGAGCCGACGACAACCACGGCAGAACCUACAACAACCCGACGACAACCACGGCAGAGCCUACAACAACCUCGACCGUGCAACCGACGACUACCACGGCAGAACCUACAACAACGUCCACUCUUGAGCCGACGACAACCACGGCAGAGCCUACAACAACGUCCCACUGAGCCGACGACUACCACGGCAGAACCUACAACAACGUCCACUCUUGAGCCGACGACAACCACGGCAGAACCUACAACAACGUCCACUCUUGAGCCGACGACAACCACGGCAGAACCUACAACAACGUCCACUCUGCAGCCGACGACAACCACGGCAGAGCCUACAACAACGUCCACUCUUGAGCCGACGACAACCACGGCAGAGCCUACAACAACCUCGACCGUGCAACCGACGACUACCACGGCUGAACCUACAACAACGUCCUCUCUUGAGCCGACGACAACCACGGCAGAACCUACAACAACGUCCACUCUUGAGCCGACGACAACCACGGCAGAACCUACAACAACGUCCACUCUUGAGCCGACGACAACCACGGCAGAGCCUACAACAACGUCCACUCUUGAGCCGACGACAACCACGGCAGAACCUACAACAACGUCCACUCUUGAGCCGACGACAACCACGGCAGAACCUACAACAACGUCCACUCUUGAGCCGACGACAACCACGGCAGAGCCUACAACAACCUCGACCGUGCAACCGACGACUACCACGGCAGAACCUACAACAACGUCCACUCUUGAGCCGACGACAACCACGGCAGAGCCUACAACAACCUCGACCGUGCAACCGACGACUACCACGGCAGAACCUACAACAACGUCCACUCUUGAGCCGACGACAACCACGGCAGAACCUACAACAACGUCCACUCUGCAGCCGACGACUACCACGGCAGAACCUACAACAACGUCCACUCUUGAGCCGACGACAACCACGGCAGAACCUACAACAACGUCCACUCUUGAGCCGACGACAACCACGGCAGAGCCUACAACAACGUCCACUCUUGAGCCGACGACAACCACGGCAGAGCCUACAACAACCUCGACCGUGCAACCGACGACUACCACGGCAGAACCUACAACAACGUCCACUCUUGAGCCGACGACAACCACGGCAGAGCCUACAACAACCUCGACCGUGCAACCGACGACUACCACGGCAGAACCUACAACAACGUCCACUCUUGAGCCGACGACAACCACGGCAGAACCUACAACAACGUCCACUAUAGAGCCGACGACUACCACGGCAGAACCUACAACAACGUCCACUCUUGAGCCGACGACAACCACGGCAGAACAUACAACAACGUCCACUCUUGAGCCGACGACAACCACGGCAGAGCCUACAACAACCUCGACCCCGACGACAACCACGGCAGAACCUACAACAACGUCCACUCUUGAGCCGACGACAACCACGGCAGAGCCUACAACAACCUCGACCGUGCAACCGACGACUACCACGGCAGAACAUACAACAACGUCCACUCUUGAGCCGACGACAACCACGGCAGAGCCUACAACAACGUCCACUCUUGAGCCGACGACAACCACGGCAGAACAUACAACAACGUCCACUCUUGAGCCGACGACAACCACGGCAGAACCUACAACAACGUCCACUCUUGAGCCGACGACAACCACGGCAGAGCCUACAACAACGUCCACCGUCUUAAAGCCGACGACAACCACGGCAGAGCCUACAACAACGUCCACUCUUGAGCCGACGACAACCACGGCAGAACCUACAACAACGUCCACUCUUGAGCCGACGACUACCACGGCAGAACCUACAACAACGUCCACUCUUGAGCCGACGACAACCACGGCAGAACCUACAACAACGUCCACUCUUGAGCCGACGACAACCACGGCAGAGCCUACAACAACCUCGACCGUGCAACCGACGACAACCACGGCAGAACCUACAACAACGUCCACUCUUGAGCCGACGACAACCACGGCAGAGCCUACAACAACCUCGACCGUGCAACCGACGACUACCACGGCAGAACCUACAACAACGUCCACUCUUGAGCCGACGACAACCACGGCAGAGCCUACAACAACCUCGACCGUGCAACCGACGACUACCACGGCAGAACCUACAACAACGUCCACUCUUGAGCCGACGACAACCACGGCAGAACCUACAACAACGUCCACUAUAGAGCCGACGACAACCACGGCAGAACCUACAACAACGUCCACCGUGCAACCGACGACAACCACGGCAGAGCCUACAACAACCUCGACCGUGCAACCGACGACUACCACCACGGCAGAACCUACAACAACGUCCACUCUUGAGCCGACGACAACCACGGCAGAGCCUACAACAACCUCGACCGUGCAACCGACGACUACCACGGCAGAACCUACAACAACGUCCUCUCUUGAGCCGACGACAACCACGGCAGAACCUACAACAACGUCCACUCUUGAGCCGACGACUACCACGGCAGAACCUACAACAACGUCCACUCUUGAGCCGACGACAACCACGGCAGAACCUACAACAACCUCGACCGUGCAACCGACGACAACCACGGCAGAGCCUACAACAACCUCGACCGUGCAACCGACGACUACCACGGCAGAACCUACAACAACGUCCACUCUUGAGCCGACGACAACCACGGCAGAACCUACAACAACGUCCUCUCUUGAGCCGACGACAACCACGGCAGAACCUACAACAACGUCCACUCUUGAGCCGACGACUACCACGGCAGAACCUACAACAACCUCGACCGUGCAACCGACGACUACCACGGCAGAACCUACAACAACGUCCACUCUUGAGCCGACGACAACCACGGCAGAGCCUACAACAACCUCGACGGUGCAACCGACGACAACCACGGCAGAGCCUACAACAACGUCCACUCUUGAGCCGACGACAACCACGGCAGAGCCUACAACAACCUCGACCGUGCAACCGACGACUACCACGGCUGAACCUACAACAACGUCCUCUCUUGAGCCGACGACAACCACGGCAGAACCUACAACAACGUCCUCUCUUGAGCCGACGACAACCACGGCAGAACCUACAACAACGUCCACUAUAGAGCCGACGACUACCACGGCAGAACCUACAACAACCUCGACCGUGCAACCGACGACUACCACGGCAGAACCUACAACAACGUCCACUCUUGAGCCGACGACAACCACGGCAGAGCCUACAACAACCUCGACCGUGCAACCGACGACAACCACGGCAGAGCCUACAACAACGUCCACUCUUGAGCCGACGACAACCACGGCAGAGCCUACAACAACCUCGACCGUGCAACCGACGACUACCACGGCAGAACCUACAACAACGUCCACUCUUGAGCCGACGACAACCACGGCAGAGCCUACAACAACCUCGACCGUGCAACCGACGACUACCACGGCAGAACCUACAACAACGUCCACUCUUGAGCCGACGACAACCACGGCAGAACCUACAACAACGUCCACUCUUGAGCCGACGACUACCACGGCAGAACCUACAACAACGUCCACUCUUGAGCCGACGACAACCACGGCAGAACAUACAACAACGUCCACUCUUGAGCCGACGACAACCACGGCAGAGCCUACAACAACGUCCACUAUAGAGCCGACGACAACCACGGCAGAGCCUACAACAACCUCGACCGUGCAACCGACGACUACCACGGCAGAACCUACAACAACGUCCUCUCUUGAGCCGACGACGACCACGGCAGAGCCUACAACAACCUCGACCGUGGAACCGACGACUACCACGGCAGAACCUACAACAACGUCCACUCUUGAGCCGACGACAACCACGGCAGAGCCUACAACAACGUCCACUCUUGCAGCCGACGACUACCACGGCAGAACCUACAACAACCCGACGACUACCACGGCAGAGCCUACAACAACGUCCACUCUUGAGCCGACGACAACCACGGCAGAACCUACAACAACGUCCUCUCUUGAGCCGACGACAACCACGGCAGAACCUACAACAACGUCCUCUCUUGAGCCGACGACAACCACGGCAGAACCUACAACAACCUCGACCGUGCAACCGACGACUACCACGGCAGAACCUACAACAACCUCGACCGUGCAACCGACGACUACCACGGCAGAACCUACAACAACGUCCACUCUUGAGCCGACGACAACCACGGCAGAACCUACAACAACGUCCACUCUUGAGCCGACGACAACCACGGCAGAACCUACAACAACGUCCACUCUUGAGCCGACGACAACCACGGCAGAGCCUACAACAACCUCGACCGUGCAACCGACGACAACCACGGCAGAGCCUACAACAACGUCCACUCUUGAGCCGACGACAACCACGGCAGAGCCUACAACAACCUCGACCGUGCAACCGACGACUACCACGGCAGAACCUACAACAACCUCGACCGUGCAACCGACGACAACCACGGCAGAACCUACAACAACGUCCUCUCUUGAGCCGACGACAACCACGGCAGAACCUACAACAACGUCCACUCUUGAGCCGACGACAACCACGGCAGAACCUACAACAACGUCGACCGUGCAACCGACGACAACCACGGCAGAGCCUACAACAACGUCCACUCUUGAGCCGACGACAACCACGGCAGAGCCUACAACAACCUCGACCGUGCAACCGACGACUACCACGGCAGAACCUACAACAACGUCCACUCUUGAGCCGACGACAACCACGGCAGAGCCUACAACAACCUCGACCGUGCAACCGACGACUACCACGGCAGAACCUACAACAACGUCCACUCUUGAGCCGACGACAACCACGGCAGAGCCUACAACAACGUCCACUAUAGAGCCGACGACAACCACGGCAGAGCCUACAACAACCUCGACCGUGCAACCGACGACUACCACGGCAGAACCUACAACAACGUCCACUCUUGAGCCGACGACAACCACGGCAGAGCCUACAACAACCUCGACCGUGGAACCGACGACUACCACGGCAGAACCUACAACAACGUCCACUCUUGAGCCGACGACAACCACGGCAGAACCUACAACAACGUCCACUCUUGAGCCGACGACUACCACGGCAGAACCUACAACAACGUCCACUCUUGAGCCGACGACAACCACGGCAGAGCCUACAACAACGUCCACUCGUGAGCCGACGACAACCACGGCAGAGCCUACAACAACCUCGACCGUGCAACCGACGACUACCACGGCAGAACCUACAACAACGUCCUCUCUUGAGCCGACGACAACCACGGCAGAACCUACAACAACGUCCACUCUUGAGCCGACGACAACCACGGCAGAACCUACAACAACGUCCACUCUUGAGCCGACGACAACCACGGCAGAACCUACAACAACGUCCACUCUUGAGCCGACGACAACCACGGCAGAACCUACAACAACGUCCACCCCGACGACAACCACGGCAGAACCUACAACAACGUCCACUCUUGAGCCGACGACAACCACGGCAGAACCUACAACAACGUCCACUCUUGAGCCGACGACAACCACGGCAGAACCUACAACAACGUCCACUCUUGAGCCGACGACAACCACGGCAGAGCCUACAACAACCUCGACCGUGCAACCGACGACAACCACGGCAGAGCCUACAACAACGUCCACUCUUGAGCCGACGACAACCACGGCAGAGCCUACAACAACCUCGACCGUGCAACCGACGACUACCACGGCAGAACCUACAACAACGUCCACUCUUGAGCCGACGACAACCACGGCAGAACCUACAACAACGUCCACUAUAGAGCCGACGACAACCACGGCAGAACCUACAACAACCUCGACCGUGCAACCGACGACUACCACGGCAGAACCUACAACAACGUCCACUCUUGAGCCGACGACAACCACGGCAGAGCCUACAACAACCUCGACGGUGCAACCGACGACAACCACGGCAGAGCCUACAACAACGUCCACUCUUGAGCCGACGACAACCACGGCAGAGCCUACAACAACGUCGACCGUGCAGCCGACGACUACCACGGCAGAACCUACAACAACCCAGUGCACUAACCGACGACAACCACGGCAGAACCUACAACAACGUCCACUCUUGAGCCGACGACAACCACGGCAGAACCUACAACAACGUCCACUCUUGAGCCGACGACUACCACGGCAGAACCUACAACAACCUCGACCGUGCAACCGACGACAACCACGGCAGAACCUACAACAACGUCCACUCUUGAGCCGACGACAACCACGGCAGAGCCUACAACAACGUCGACUCGUGCAACCGACGACAACCACGGCAGAACCUACAACAACGUCCACUCUUGAGCCGACGACAACCACGGCAGAGCCUACAACAACCUCGACCGUGCAACCGACGACUACCACGGCAGAACCUACAACAACGUCCACUCUUGAGCCGACGACAACCACGGCAGAGCCUACAACAACGUCCACUCUUGAUCCGACGACAACCACGGCAGAACCUACAACAACGUCCACUCUUGAGCCGACGACAACCACGGCAGAACCUACAACAACGUCCACUCUUGAGCCGACGACAACCACGGCAGAACCUACAACAACGUCCACUCUUGAGCCGACGACAACCACGGCAGAGCCUACAACAACCUCGACCGUGCAACCGACGACUACCACGGCAGAACCUACAACAACGUCCACUCUUGAGCCGACGACAAAACCACGGCAGAGCCUACAACAACCUCGACCGUGGAACCGACGACUACCACGGCAGAACCUACAACAACGUCCACUCUUGAGCCGACGACAACCACGGCAGAACCUACAACAACGUCCACUCUUGAGCCGACGACAACCACGGCAGAACCUACAACAACCUCCACCGUUAGACCGACGACUACCACGGCAGAACCUACAACAACCUCGACCGUGCAACCGACGACUACCACGGCAGAACCUACAACAACGUCCACUCUUGAGCCGACGACAACCACGGCAGAGCCUACAACAACCUCACGACCGAGACAACCCGACGACUACCACGGCAGAGCCUACAACAACGUCCACUCUUGAGCCGACGACAACCACGGCAGAGCCUACAACAACCUCGACCGUGCAACCGACGACUACCACGGCUGAACCUACAACAACGUCCUCUCUUGAGCCGACGACAACCACGGCAGAACCUACAACAACGUCCUCUCUUGAGCCGACGACAACCACGGCAGAACCUACAACAACGUCCACUAUAGAGCCGACGACUACCACGGCAGAACCUACAACAACCUCGACCGUGCAACCGACGACUACCACGGCAGAACCUACAACAACGUCCACUCUUGAGCCGACGACAACCACGGCAGAGCCUACAACAACCUCGACCGUGCAACCGACGACAACCACGGCAGAGCCUACAACAACGUCCACUCUUGAGCCGACGACAACCACGGCAGAGCCUACAACAACCUCGACCGUGCAACCGACGACUACCACGGCUGAACCUACAACAACGUCCUCUCUUGAGCCGACGACAACCACGGCAGAACCUACAACAACGUCCUCUCUUGAGCCGACGACAACCACGGCAGAACCUACAACAACGUCCACUAUAGAGCCUACGACUACCACGGCAGAACCUACAACAACGUCCACUCUUGAGCCGACGACAACCACGGCAGAACCUACAACAACGUCCACUCUUGAGCCGACGACAACCACGGCAGAGCCUACAACAACGUCCACUAUAGAGCCGACGACAACCACGGCAGAGCCUACAACAACCUCGACCGUGCAACCGACGACUACCACGGCAGAACCUACAACAACGUCCACUCUUGAGCCGACGACGACCACGGCAGAGCCUACAACAACCUCGACCGUGGAACCGACGACUACCACGGCAGAACCUACAACAACGUCCACUCUUGAGCCGACGACAACCACGGCAGAACCUACAACAACGUCCACUAUAGAGCCGACGACUACCACGGCAGAACCUACAACAACCUCGACCGUGCAACCGACGACAACCACGGCAGAGCCUACAACAACCUCGACCGUGCAACCGACGACUACCACGGCAGAACCUACAACAACCUCGACCGUGCAACCGACGACUACCACGGCAGAACCUACAACAACGUCCUCUCUUGAGCCGACGACAACCACGGCAGAACCUACAACAACGUCCACUAUAGAGCCGACGACUACCACGGCAGAACCUACAACAACGUCCACUAUAGAGCCGACGACAACCACGGCAGAGCCUACAACAACCUCGACCGUGCAACCGACGACUACCACGGCAGAACCUACAACAACGUCCACUCUUGAGCCGACGACAACCACGGCAGAACCUACAACAACGUCCACUAUAGAGCCGACGACUACCACGGCAGAGCCUACAACAACCUCGACAGUGGAACCGACGACUACGACGGCAGAGCCUACAACAACGUCCACUCUUGAGCCGACGACUACCACGGCAGAACCUACAACAACGUCCACUCUUGAGCCGACGACAACCACGGCAGAACCUACAACAACGUCCACUAUAGAGCCGACGACUACCACGGCAGAACCUACAACAACGUCCACUAUAGAGCCGACGACAACCACGGCAGAGCCUACAACAACAUCAACCGUGGAACCGACAACUACGACGGCAGAGCCUACAACAACGUCCACUAUAGAGCCGACGACAACCACGGCAGAGCCUACAACAACCUCGACCGUGGAACCGACGACUACCACGGCAGAGCCUACAACAACGUCCACUAUAGAGCCGACGACUACCACGGCAGAGCCUACAACAACCUCGACCGUGGAACCGACGACUACCACAGCAGAGCCUAAUAACACGUCAUCAGCAGAACUGACAGCAUUCCUUCUAUCCGCAAUGGAAUCGGCGACUACCUCUCCAAAACUAAGUGCAGCGUCGAAAACAGCCAAGCGGAUAGUGGAGUAUCACGACCGAGGCAACUACAACUUCACGAAAACGACAGUUGGCCCGGCGUCAACCGACGCUAACACGUCCCACCCUAAAUAUCUUAAAACCGGAACAUCAGUGGAGACGUUGAAAAGGAAUAUUCGAUGUUUGUUUGUGGGGGAUCUCUUCAGUUUCGGAAAGGAUGCCUAUAGAUACGACCGGGAGAAGGUGUUCAUCAAAGAGGUUGGUGCGGAUUUGUACAGGAAGACAGAAAACUCCACUGUUGGGAUAACCACAUACGGAUUUGUACCUGUCCAGCCUUUGAAUCUUAUACCUGCAUUAAAUGGGAUGAAACAGGACAACGAAGACUUUGCGAAACAUGUGAAAUUACAAACCCGCCUUCGCGAUGCUGAAACGGCUUCUACCACUAGAGAGGCCAUCAAUGAAAUCAACGACUUCAAGCAUGUUCGAGGACGUGCCAACUGCUUGAUCUUCUUCUCAGCACAAAACAAUACAAAAGAUUUGCCUCCUCUGAAACCACCGAAGGACUGGAAGAGAAUUGUUGCGGUUGGAUUUGAUGACACCAAUCUAACAAAUGUGGUCGAACCGCCACGUGGAGUUGCAUCUGUUUGCAAAGCAGACUCUUUAAAGAUUACGAAGUGUCGUUCAACGACGACGUUUGCUUUCCUGCCUAACCGAUCUUCAAUUGUACAGUGCUAUCCAAAUGUGUUGUAUGCAUUUAUACAUAUGUAUUACAGUCCUUGCAUUUAUAAAUACACAUGUGAAUUCUACUCUUCCCAUGAAUUUGGACAGUGUUCUCCACGAAUCACAAUGUCCACAAGCACUUUCUGCAUAGUCGUAUCAGUAAUUGUCGGAUUCGACAAGCGAUUUAUCUUAAAAGAAUCAUAA
Molecule: messenger RNA, 24093 nt
Organism: Necator americanus (New World hookworm)
Lineage: Eukaryota; Metazoa; Nematoda; Chromadorea; Rhabditida; Ancylostomatidae
Exons: 27
Coding region: 1-24093 (8030 amino acids)
Source: RefSeq, a predicted model, not a curated record